Molecule: messenger RNA, 1302 nt
Organism: Trypanosoma conorhini
Lineage: Eukaryota; Euglenozoa; Kinetoplastea; Trypanosomatida; Trypanosomatidae
Product: Sel1 domain-containing protein
Exons: 1
Coding region: 1-1302 (433 amino acids)
Molecular function (GO): protein binding
Source: RefSeq, a predicted model, not a curated record
AUGAGUGGUGCGGCUCAGAAUAUUUACGGUGGCUGUGCAAACGCGAGGGAAGCGCAAAGAUAUGCUGCUGCAGCUUUGAAUAUUGGCCGUGUGAAAGGGGUUCGCUGCGCUUUGCCCUAUGUUGUUGUUGCUUUUCUGGCUUUGCGGCGCCGCCGCCACCCUUCUUCGCGGUGUGCGAGGAGGCGCGUUCACUUCUGGAUUUUUUUUUUUGCCUCUGCACGCGUCUUCUCCCUCUUCUUCUUUGCUGCCGGAGAGAGCCGCAGUUGGCGGGGAGCGGGCGCGCCAUCGCUGGGUGAAACUUGGCUCGCGCGUUGGCAGCGAAUGGCUCAGCCAACCGCCUCCAUGAGGCAGCGUGCGGCAGCGGCGCAAAGCACUCCAAAGUUUAGCGUGGAGAAACCGUCGGCCCCGCCAUCGCGCCGCGGUGUUCGUCGGCCAAAGGAGCCCCCCAUUGCCCGCGCCAUCGCUGUGGCAGUGCCGUCGCGCCGUAGUGAGUUGGAGGAGCGACUGCAGUACCUGCUGCAGGUAGAGGAGGAAGUGGCAUCCGCCGUUGGGCCCAAUGAUUUGAUGCAAGUGCUAGCGGAGCUGCGGCGGCGGCGCCAGGAACGCAAGGCCGUCGCCGUCACAAGACGACGCAUGACAGAGGCCUCAAAUGCGGUCUACCCACACGUGGCGGCGCUGGUGAAGGCGUGCGAGUCCACUACGGAUGAGGCCACCAUAGAUAUCUUGCGUGAGUUCUGUCGACGCCAUUAUGCACCCAGCAGUCAUGAAAAGGGACGAUCACUCCUGUACACGGCGCUUGCAGAGCUUUUGCUGAAGCGAAGGGCCAACGAAAGCGAUACUGCGGAGGCGCUUUCUCUUUUAGACGACGCGGUGGCUGACGGCCACGCGGGGGCAAUGCUUCUUGUCGGCCUCUCCCUGCGCGAUGGGGUCGGGGUGCCGAAGGACUUGGAGGCGGCGCUCACGUGGGUGGAGCGGUCCGCCGAUGCCGGCUACGCCCCCGCAAUGUUUGAGCUCGGGGCGAUGUACGAGGAUGGCGUGGAGACUGCUGGCGGCGACAAGCUGCCCUCAGACUGGGGCGAGGCUGCCGAGUGGUACAAAGGGGCCGCGGACCUUGGCCACACGAUGGCCCAGCUGAAUCUGGGAAAGCUCCUGUGGAAGGCGGCGGCAAUGGCGGGCGAGGCCAAACCUGACACGUGCGACAAACACACCGUUGCAGACCUUAAGGCCAAAUCACGCGCGUGGCUUGAGAUGGCGGCGUCCUCAGGAAGUGAGGAGGCCGUUCGGCUCCUUCGCUGUAGAUAA